AACACCAGUCCAACAUCGCCAUUCAAGACGAGUAGUCAGACUUCUUCAAUCAAUUGACCUUAUCUAAUUGAACACAAUUUCCUUGAUUUGCGAAUACUUUAGGAAAAAAAAAAUUAUAAUAAAUAAUUAUUGUAAGUCACCAUAAUGUCCUCGCUACCAGCCACCUUCGUCAAGGGCAUUCACGAUGCGGAACUUUGCAAACGUAUGGAAUAUCGCCUGCUCGGUUGCACCGGGUUGCAGGUGUCAAAAGUGGCAUUAGGCACAGCGACUUUAAGCGAUUUAUAUGGUGAUCUCGAUUUGGACGAGGCCAUCAAAACCAUACAAAAAGCUAUUAAGUCCGGCAUUAAUUAUAUCGAUACUGCACCUUAUUAUGGCCAAGGUCGCGCCGAGGAAGUGUUGGGUAUGGCAUUGAAAGACGUGCCAAGGAAAGCGUACUAUAUAGCCACAAAAGUGGCACGUUAUGAAAAAGAUUUGGUAAAUCGAUUUGAUUUCUCUGCCAAACGGACUAGAGAAAGUGUUGAGAAGAGCUUGAAAUUGCUCGGACUCGAUUACGUGGAUGUAAUACAGAUUCAUGACAUCGACUUUGCUAAAAAUCUCGACAUUGUUCUGAAUGAAUGCCUUCCCGAACUGGAGAAAAUUGUUAAAGAAGGUAAAGCGAAGUUCAUCGGCGUAACAGGCUACACACUGGCAGUGCUAAAGGAAUGCAUAGAACGUGCACCCGGCCGUAUUGAUGUAAUACUCUCAUAUUCUCGCCACACCCUACUCGACGAUUCGCUAAGAUCAUAUGUGAACUUCUUUCAAGAGCAUAAUAUAGGCAUUGUGUGUGCGUCUGCACAUGCACUAGGCCUGCUGACCAACAACGGCCCACAGCCGUGGCAUCCUGCAUGCGAAGAGCUAAAGGCAUUAUGCCGAAAGGCAGCGAAUAUUUGUAAGGAGGCGAAUAUUGAGCUUGGCAAGUUGGCUAUGUACCAAUUCAUGCAAUUGGAUGAGGCGAGCACCUUCGUAGUUGGCAUGGAAACUCAGAAGCUGUUGGAUAUUAACCUGGCCGCGUACUAUAAUGGACUUACCAAGAAGGAGCAGGAAAUGUUGAAACUUUUGCGAAAAACGUUUUUUACAAAACCAUUUAACUGGGACGGCAUUGAAUUAGAAGAAUAUAGGACUGCUGUAGCCAAGGCAAAAUAGAUGACAAGUUUUGGAUGUAUCAUAUUAAAACUUUCUAAUAUUUUUACUCAUUUUAUGUCUAUGAAGAAUCGAAGCCGACACUUAAAGAAAUUGCAAAUAAAAAAAUUAAUAAACAA
Anastrepha obliqua is the source of this 1298-nucleotide messenger RNA. RefSeq lists its product as uncharacterized. Gene Ontology annotation, molecular function: L-galactose dehydrogenase activity. Bases 145 to 1182 code for a protein of 345 amino acids. The transcript is spliced from 5 exons. Lineage: Eukaryota; Metazoa; Arthropoda; Insecta; Diptera; Tephritidae. Gene Ontology annotation, cellular component: cytosol. The record is from RefSeq and is a predicted model, not a curated record.